Messenger RNA from Vicia faba (fava bean), 1755 nucleotides. NCBI's taxonomy places the organism in Eukaryota, Viridiplantae, Streptophyta, Magnoliopsida, Fabales, Fabaceae. The record is from the annotation of a GenBank genome assembly.
AUGCUUUUUACUUCUUAUACAACCCAAUUGGAUGUUCCUGAAGUAAAGAAUUUCAAACUAACAGGUGUGUAUUUCACUGCAAUUUCAAAGAAAAAACUUCCCUUUUCCUCACAAAUCACGAUACCCCUUUUCUUUUUUUUAGGAAAAAGGAGAAUAAUUUUGUGUAAUAUGGGUUGGCUUACCAAGUUUCUCAAUGGCUCUAAUCAUAGAAUUUUGCGAGGUCAAUACAAUGGCAAACAUGGUGAUGAUAGAAUUUGGGAUAAUCAACAUAGUUCAGUGGAUGAUUUGACAGAUGUCGAGAAAGAAGAUAUCGACCGCGCUAUUGCACUUUCUCUAUCAGAGGAGGAUCUGAAAGGGAAGAAAGUUCUUGAGGAUGACUCUCGGUCAGAAGAAGACGAACAACUUUGUGAAAUUGAUGAGCAAGAUGAGAAUGUUGGUAAAGUUCGACGAAAUGAAGAUGAACUGCUAGCUAGAAUUCAGCAGGAUGAAAAUGAACGCCGUGCCAAAGACCAACUUGAGGAAGAUGAGGAACUUGCUAAGGCAAUUCAAUUGAGUUUGAGCGUUGGUUCUCCUCCUCGGCAUGGCAAUGAUUCUUUACCUCAACCUCCUCCCCACCUCUUUCCACCUGGAUUUAGAAUCUGUGCUGGAUGCAAUGCUGAGAUUGGUCAUGGGAGAUUUUUAAGUUGCAUGGGAGGUGUCUGGCAUCCACAAUGCUUCUGCUGCCAUACUUGCCAUCUUCCAAUCACUGAUUAUGAGUUUUCGAUGAAUAGCAACCGUCCGUACCAUAAAUCCUGCUACAAGGAGAAGCAUCAUCCAAGAUGCGAUGUUUGCAAGAAUUUUAUCCCGGCUAAUUCAGCUGGCCUCAUUGAGUAUAGAGCUCACCCGUUCUGGAUACAAAAAUACUGUCCAACACAUGAGCUCGACGGCACUCCUCGUUGUUGUAGCUGCGAAAGAAUGGAGCCAAAGGAUUCAAAAUAUAUUUUGCUUGAUGAUGGACGAAAGCUAUGUCUCGAGUGUCUUGACUCAGCAAUAAUGGAUAGUCAUGAAUGCCAACCUCUCUACCUUGAAAUACUAGAAUUUUAUGAAGGUUUAAAUAUGAAAUUAGAGCAGCAAGUUCCUAUGCUUUUGGUCGAGAGACAAGCACUGAAUGAGGCCAUGGAGGGAGAAAAGAAUGGUCAUCACCAUUUACCUGAAACUAGAGGACUGUGCUUGUCAGAAGAGCAAACUGUCACCACCAUUUUAAAAAGACCAAAGAUUGGGGCAGGACACCGAGUCACGGACAUGAUAACUGAGCCUUAUAGACUGACCCGUCGAUGUGAAGUGACAGCCGUUCUUGUUUUGUAUGGCCUUCCUAGGUUGUUGACAGGAUCAAUCCUAGCUCAUGAGAUAAUGCAUGCAUGGCUCAGGCUUAAAGGUUAUCCAAACCUGAGUCCAGAAGUUGAAGAGGGAAUCUGCCAAGUCUUGGCUCACAUGUGGUUAGAAUCAGAGCUCUACUCUGGAUCUGGGAAUAACAAUGCACCAUCUUCGUCUUCGUCUUCAUCAUCAUCAAUGCCACCGUCCUCUGCUGCAUCGUCAAAGAAGGGUAAACGGUCUGAUUUCGAGAAGAAACUUGGCGAGUUUUUCAAACACCAGAUUGAGUCCGAUACCUCGUCAGCCUAUGGAGACGGAUUCAGAUUGGGUAACAAGGCAGUACUUAAGUAUGGUCUCAAAAGUACCCUUGAUCAUAUCCAUUUGACCGAAACUUUUCCGUGUUGA